GGUGAAAAGCCAAGUCCUUUUAAGGCUCCCAGGAGUCAGGAGAUGGUGAAAUUGAGAAAAGCUGUUGAGGCUGGUGAUGCUGAAUAUUUUGGUCAGUGUGUGUGGACAAACCCUCGUUUUCUGAUUAGCAGUGGUGACACACCAGCUAUUGUACAGGAGGGAUUUCGAUACAAUGUUCUUCAUGUUGCUGCUAAAAGUAAACAAGGUGCCAUGUGUCAGCUUAUUUUGAGUACCAUUGAAGACCAGAAAUUUAUGAAACUUCUAUACUCAGAUGAUUCAGAGGAUAUUCGUCAGCAACGAAUAAUCUUCCUGAUAGAUCUUUACCUCAACACACCUGAUAGAGGGAUGUGUGAAACCCCACUUCACUUUGCAUGUAAAUUUGGAUGUUUAAAGGCUGCAGAAGUUUUAGUUAGUCAUCCAUCUUGUGAUCUCAAGAGGUUAAACAAGUAUGGGCAGACAGCAAGAGAGAUAAUUUGUGACAGAUGUGUAGGAGCUCCCACAGAACUCAAAAAACAGAUUGAAAAUUUGUUUGAAAUGAGAUAUUUUGUACCUGUUUUAAGAUCUGAAGAUAAUUCCAUCCAGCCAGUGGUUGGAGAACCCUGGUCACCUGACCACACCACUGAUGAUCUCUAUUCCCUUUCUAGUCCCAGUAGUCCAAAAGAUCCUGUUCUAAAUGUGAAAGCAUAUGCUGGGCCUAUGUCUCCCACACAGGCCGAAUUGUUUUAUAAGAAAUGGAAAACGCCUCCUUUAUUGCGUGGAGAUAAUGUGGAUGUGAAAGUUUUGCAUCACAUUCGUCUCACGGACCCUGAAAAAGGGUUAGAAAGAGUUGGACGAGAUCUGGCCAAGCAUAUGAAGGUGAUGUGGUCAGAGUAUUGGUUAUUUUUAGAUUCUUGGUGUGAUUUAUCAUCUCAAAAAGGAUUGAAAAAACUAGAAGAUCAUCUAAAGAAGAUGUAUAGACAGGUGGUUAAUGAAGUUAACAGAGAAAAAUCUGGUGAUAUUUGUGUGACACCCAAUAUGAACAUUCUACAACUUUCACCUCAGUUUCAAGAAACUUCUUCGCCUGAUGAAUCUGAAUGCUUAAACUCAUCAAAAAGUACAGAUAGUAGCUUAAGUCCAAUAUCCAAAUUGUGUCAGACACUCCAAAAGUUUCAUAUGACCAGCCCCGAGUCCUGUGUGACCAGUCCCGAUACUCCAUCUCUGUUCAGCAGGUCUCCAAUACCUGAUUCAUCUGAAGAUGAUGAAACACGAGACUUCUCGGAAAUAACUAAGACUUUACAGUUUGACACUCCUGAUCCUCACCACAGAAAGGGUAAACUAACCCAUCAGCUUCAAGAAGAAGAAAGGUGUGGUGAAAAAACAGAAAAGGAAGAAAACAGCUUAUUAGAGCCUAACACGGAGGUUGCUUUGUUUACAUUAUGUGAUAAUGGUGUACAUGAAGAACAGGACUGGUAUCACUUAUCCAUGUGUAAUAUUAUAGCAGAAAGACUAUCAUUGUGUAUCUCAGACUUAUUGUCUGUCAGUCAAGAACUCUAUGCUAACAGCUUUUGGCUUGAACAGUUUAUAGUGGAUAGAAUGAUGACUGAUGUUGCUGGUCUAUUAAGUGCAGUAUUGUCUGCUUCUAAUACCCCCUCACAAAAGUACUUAUCAGCCUUGCACCCUUUAAUAUCAAAGAAAACGCGUGACAUCAUCAGAAGUAAUCUUCUCGAUCAUGAAGUUAUGAUUGUGGCUUCUAUUUUAAAGUCUUGCUGGAAUUGCCAACCAGAUUUCUCUUCAUCUGAUGAUGAAGACCUUGGUGUCUUGUAUUCACGUAGAUGUAGAAAAAACAAAAGAAAUGACACAGUUACCUCAAAGAAACAUGUGAGAUGUAUACUGAACAUUCUGAAAGGGGAUUUAUGUGAUGAACAUGACUCUAGGAAGUGCGUAUGUGAAUGGUUUCUUGUUUCUUCAGUUAGUGAUUCAAACAAAACAAAGUCAUUGGAAGAACUUCAACAUUUAAUAAGCAAAGACAGCAGAAAGGAUAAAUACAUUAAGACCUCUACAACGGCUGUUAACUUUGUAGUAAAUGAUCCUCCAGAAGAAAAACACAAAAGUGUUUAUGAAGGUAUAGAUCGUGUCCUGAACACUGAGUCUAAGAAUUCGUUAGAUUUUCCAUCUGAUAAUUAUACAGAAGACUGCUUUGCUGAAAAUGAAGAUGAAUCAGACGAUGAGGAUGUCUUUUUCACUCCACCCAGUAGCUGCCAUUCAACAUGCUCGAGUAGUCCAGAAGAACUUGUUACACCAGAAGAAGCAAUAGAAGUUUAUGUUGAAGGGUGCAUGCCUUCCAAGUUAGAUGUCGAUGUUCUUCAUGCGUUACAAGAUACUAAUGUUGAUCCACUUCUUUACCCUUAUAUCAGCCAGUGGAAAAACCUUGUCAGUUCUUUUUCAAAGGAUAUUGUUGAAAGUUGGCCUAGUCCCACAAACCCAAGAUAUGGACAUUGGAAAACUGUUUUCUCUCCAGUUGUUUCUACCCCUCAUUCUGCUCUAGUUGAUUCUAACUUCAAAAGACAAUAUAGGCAAAAUAGUCCAAUAUCACUAACUCCAAAUAAACAGCUUACAGUGCCGAACCAACGUAUCCAUAAUACUGCAGCCAUCAUCGCCCAGCCUCGUAACCUGUACGAAAGUUUCCUUGGGUGGGAGGAGACAAGUGGAGAUUGAAGUCAUCUUUUUAAUUUUUUUUUAAAUGCCAGAAGCAAUGAUUUUGUGAUUUGGAUAUAUGCUUACAAAAAUGAAUAUCUUUGAGCAACCUUCAGAGACCAACUAUUGUAUCCCUUAAGUUUUUACCUUCAGAGGCCAACUAUUGUAUCUUUAAGUUUUCCUUUGAACACAAUACUUUGGGCAACCUUCAGAGACCAACUAUUGUAUCCUUUAAGUUUUUCCUUUGAACACAAUACUUUGGGCAACCUUCAGAGACCAACUAUUGUAUCCUUUAAGUUUUUCCUUUGAACACAAUACUUUGGGCAACCUUCAGAGACCAACUAUUGUAUCCUUUAAGUUUUUCCUUUGAACACAAUACUUUGGGCAACCUUCAGAGGUCAACUAUUGUAUCCUUUAAGUUUUUACCUUCAGAGGCCAACUAUUGUAUCCUUUAAGUUUUUCCUUUGAACACAAUAUUUCAGAUACUACAAAUUUUGCUAAUGCUAUGUUGUUUUCUCUUUAUCUGGUCAUUGUGUUAUGUGCAUACAGAGCUCCAUUUCAGCUCCUGUUAGUUCAGAUUCUGAUGAAUCCUGGGAGAAAUGGUUCGCUUAGGUUGAUGAUUCACACUAAAGCAUCCUCAAACUUCUUAUUUUAAUAUUAUUUUCCACAAGUUGGAAAAAAUCUUACACUCUAAAGGAUUGUUUGCUUGUCUCUGGCAUAUUGUAGGUUUUCUGGAACUUUCAAACUGUUCUUGAGCAGGAUGGUUAUCUGUGAAUGGAGUUUUAAGUUUUAGAGAAAGAACAUAUAAUGGCAUAAUACCAAGUUCGUGUCUCCACUGCUCAAGCUUCUGUAAAUAAGCAGCCAACUGAUAUGGAGAUGGAUAUCUCUCCACAACAUUUUUUUUGCCAAUUUUCUCCUUUUAAAAUGUAUGUAAAGUGGAUAUAAGAAUAUUAAAGUUUACCAUUGCACAACACACUGAUAAUUCACUUGCUAACACCCUAUUUCCUUCAUCUGGCCUUUGUGAUCUUCACCUCUAAAAGUCUUUUGUAACUUUGAACUCUCUUCCCCUAUGGAAACCAAUCCUUUAUAGAUCAACGUCUGUAACAAUAAAAGAACUGUUUAUCAGUGCCAAAAAAGUUCUGUAAUUGAGCAAGAAUGAAAUAAAUAGCUGUGGCCCAGAUUCACAAAUAGAAAGUUGUACAAUAGUAUCUAAUGAUCCUAACAUAAAACUUUUGAGUCUACAACCUGUCACAAGCUCUUUUGUAAGUUUUAUCAAUUCUUUUGGUCCAUAACAAAAUUUUGACUCUAGUCUCUACUUGUAUGCUUACUCUUGUGUGCCAAACAAUAACUGUCUUACCUAUAUUUUUCUAGUAAAUUUUCCUAAUCCAGUACAGCAAAACUAUGUUGUCAUAAAAAAUACAUUUCAUUAUAAUAGUGAACAUUAUGGUCUGAUAUUGCUAGGUAAUUGAAAUAAGGUAGAUACAAUAUAUCAAAUCACCAAAGAAGUACUAUUUAAAAUUCAUUUAGAGUGGGUAGUGGUGGAGAUUGGAAAUGCUUAGGUUUCCAUAAGUAUUUAAUCCAGCCAUGUCUUGAGGUUAUCAGCCUUACAUGAUAGUGUUUCAUAACUUUCAUGUAAAGCCAAGUUGUUUUUAGUUUGAUAUUAAUAUCUUCAACUAUCAUAUCAAAGCUAUUUGUAGUUAGGUCAUUUACUGCUGUUUAUCAUUUUUCUGUUUUUAACUCUGGCUUAUUCUUGGAUCUUAGGGAAAUUUUGUUUGCCUUAUUUUUGCCUCCAGUGAUUUUACCUUUUUCGUCAGGUAUUUGUUUGGGAUUUACACAUAAUUUUUAUGGAUACAGGUCUUGUACUAUGAUUACAUGCAACAGUGUAAAUCAAAAACUCUUAUCCACCCAAUGAAUGAAACAAUUUACUUGGAAGAGACUUUUAGCAUGAGUUUCUUUCACAAUUUCAGGAUUUUUUUUUCUUUAUAAAACAUUUUAUAAAGUAAAUGUAAUUUACAAACUUUUAUUGUACUUUUUCUUAUACUUCCUUUUUUUUUUUUGUGCUGUUUGAUAAUGUGUAAAUAAUUGUCAUGAGAGUGUAAUACUAUUAUACAACAAACUUUAUUAUACACUCAUUCUUUAAACCACAUGGCUGUUUGAUUUAAAUCUAGACUUUUCAACCAAUAUUUAACAUUUCCACACAUAGAUGAAUAUAGUAUUGGAAGUAAUUAUGAGAAGAGUGAAUAAAAUAGGUAUGAACAGCAAAUGUU
Molecule: messenger RNA, 4940 nt
Organism: Limulus polyphemus (Atlantic horseshoe crab)
Lineage: Eukaryota; Metazoa; Arthropoda; Merostomata; Xiphosura; Limulidae
Gene: Ankle2
Product: ankyrin repeat and LEM domain-containing protein 2-like
Exons: 11
Coding region: 43-2694 (883 amino acids)
Biological process (GO): negative regulation of phosphorylation
Cellular component (GO): endoplasmic reticulum
Molecular function (GO): protein phosphatase 2A binding
Source: RefSeq, a predicted model, not a curated record